Molecule: messenger RNA, 1605 nt
Organism: Penicillium subrubescens
Lineage: Eukaryota; Fungi; Ascomycota; Eurotiomycetes; Eurotiales; Aspergillaceae
Product: cytochrome P450
Exons: 3
Coding region: 1-1605 (534 amino acids)
Molecular function (GO): iron ion binding; monooxygenase activity; oxidoreductase activity, acting on paired donors, with incorporation or reduction of molecular oxygen
Source: RefSeq, a predicted model, not a curated record
AUGAUUGAAGCAAUCGUGGGCGAUUUAACGCCCGCUAGGGCAGUACUGUGGUUCCUGGGUUUAUUCACGACUUUCUGCGUGUUUCGCAAACUCCAGGCCUCCUUGCAGAUUGCCCGUAUGGGUGCUCGCGCUCCUAAGGUCAAAUUUCAUCUCCCAUAUGCUCUCGACUUCAUCUACAAGGGCCAAGUGGCCAACCGCAAGCACAAAGAUAUCGAAUUCUGGAAUGAGACCAUCGCGAAAGCCAGCGGCCGCGAUAAUUGCAAGACUGCCGAAGUCGAUGCUGGCAUUUCCACACGCGUAGUCCUAACCAAGGACCCCGAAAACAUCAAAGCGCUGCUCACCGGCCAGUUCGCAGACUACGGCAAAGGCGAACCUUUCCACCGUGAGUGGAAGGAGUUCCUCGGCGACAGUAUCUUCGCGACAGACGGAGAGCUCUGGUCACGCUCUCGCCAGCUCAUCCGGCCCAUGUUCGCACGGGAGCGACUCGUCGAUACGGAGAUUUUCGAGAAACAUGUGCAGAAGCUCAUCCCUCUUCUCGGUGGCCAUCCCAACGACAGCAAGGUCGUCGAUGUUGGCUCACUGUUCUUCCGGUAUACCCUUGACGCAGCAACAGACUACCUACUUGGCCAGGGAACCGAUAGUCUUGAGAACCCAGCUACACGUUUCGCCGAGGCGUUCAGAUAUGUGCAACAACGACAAGCGGAACUUUUCCGAUUCGGCGUGUUCAACUUCGCCAUGUCUCGCACCGAAUUCCGCCGCAACCUGAAAAUCAUGGAUAGUUUCCUACAGCCCUACAUCGAGACCGUACUCGCCAUGUCCCCAGACGAACUUGAUCAAAAGCUCUCCAAGCGCGAGACAUUCCUCCACGCCCUGGCCCGCUUCACCCGCGACCCCAAAGUCCUCCGCGACCAACUCGUCGCCGUCCUCCUCGCCGGCCGCGACACAACAGCCGGCACACUCUCCUUCUGCCUCUUCGAACUAUCCCGACACCCCGAAGUCGUUGCCAAACUACGCACCGAGAUCCGCGAGCGCCUCGGCGUCGGCGCCGCCGCCCAAAAACCCACCUAUGACGACCUCAAGACAAUGAAGUAUCUCAACGCCGUAAUCAACGAAACAAUGCGCUUCUACCCCGUCGUCCCCUUCAACGUCCGCUACUCACUAAAAGAUACAACCCUCCCCCGAGGCGGAGGUCCAGACGGACAAUCCCCCGUCGGCGUACGCGCAAAUACCCGUGUGAUCUACUCAACGCUGCUCAUGCAGCGGGAUCCGGAUUUGUACGAUGGGCCUGGGUCGAAGAAUUACUUUGAUCCGGGGCGGUGGAUUCCGGAGCGUUGGGUUGCGGGGUGGCAGCCAAGACCGUGGCAGUUUAUUCCGUUUAAUGGGGGGCCGAGGAUUUGCAUUGGACAGCAGUUUGCGACUAUUGAGAUGGGGUAUACUAUUAUUCGAAUUUUGCAGGCUUAUGAGAAGAUUGUGGCGUUGCCGGUUAGUGGGGAGGAUGCUGUUGAGGAUCCGGUGCUGAGGUUUGAGGUUACGCUUAGUCCAGGGGCGGAGUUUAAUUGUGUUUUUGUUAAGGAGGGGGAGGAGGCUGUUAGGGCUGGUGUUUGA